AUGGCCUUCGGUAAGGCAGUGGCGGCAGUUGCGGGUGCUGCAGUGUUCCAGGCCUUCACGGGCUUGUCCUUCCUGACGGCCUCGCGUGCAGCGUGGGGCUGGCAGCUGAUGGUGCCGAGCAACGCUGACUUCAGCUGCUCCGAGGGCACAACCAUCGGCUGCGCUUCGGCCAAUGGAUGUGAGGCAUCCAACUUCACCUGCACAGUGGUGCCUGCCGAGGGCAAAACCUGUGAUGUGUCCAGCAUCACUGUUCAGUGCACGGACUUGGCGGACAACACCAGCACCCCUUUCCAGCCCAACGUAGGACAGUGCAUCAACGUGCAGUCCUACGCAGAUUCGAUGAACAAGACGAUGGACGAGGUCGCUUGGUCGCAGGUGCCGAUGUGCAUGAACGCCACCACCACCACAGGUGGCACUGCCUCUACCUCGUCUGCCACCGGCAUGCAGGUGCUGGGCUCCGUGACGGCCGUCGUGGCUGCACUGGUGGUCUUGGCUCCAACCCGGGAGCUGUGCCAGCAGAUCACGCUGGAAGCCCGCAAGCUUUGUUUCAGGACCGUUGCCCGUGCUGUUGCCAUCUACGGUGGCGCAGAUGCACUGCCGCAGCUGAAGGCUCUGGCAGAGGGAGCCGAGAUUGUCAUCUGCACGCCUGGCCGUCUCGAGGAUUUCCUCGAGCGUGGCGUCAUUAGCAUGACCAAUGUGCGCUACCUGAUCCUGGACGAGGCCGAUCGGAUGCUCGACAUGGGCUUUGAGCCUCAGAUCCGCUCAAUCAUCGAAGGCCACAGCAUGCCCGAGCCCGGGGGAGAGGAAGGCCGGCAGACCAUGAUGUUCUCCGCGACCUUCCCCAGGGAAAUGCAGGAUCUUGCGCUGGACUUCCUGGAUCCGACAUACCUGUGGAUCGGUGUUGGUCGAGUCGGGGAGGCAUGCCAGAACGUGGUCCAGCGGUUCCAGGAUGCCAGCACCACGGACUUGGACGGCAAGUUUGAGAUGCUGGUCGAGGCGGUGAAGGAGGCAUCAGCAAUCAGCAUGGCCUUCGGCAAGGCAGUGGCGGCAGUUGCGGGUGCUGCAGUGUUCCAGGCCUUCACGGGUUUGUCCUUCCUGACGGCCUCGCGCGCAGCGUGGGGCUGGCAGCUGACGGUGCCAGGCAACGCUGACUUCAGCUGCGCCGAGGGCAGCACCAUCGGCUGCGCUUCGUUCACUGGAUGUGAGGCAUCCAACUUCACCUGCACAGUGGUGCCUGCCGAGGGCAAGUCCUGUGAUGUGUCCAGCAUCAGCGUGCAGUGCACAGACUUGGCGGACAACACCAGCAUGCCUUUCCCGCCCAACCUAGGACAGUGCAUCAACGUGCAGGCCUACGCGGAUUCGAACAACAAGACGAUGGACGAGGUCGCUUGGUCGCAGACGCCGAUGUGCAUGGACACCACCACCACCACAGGCUCUACCUCGUCUGCCGCUGGCCUGCAGGUGCUGGGCUCCGUGACAGCCGUCGUGGCUGCAUUGUCCGCGUCAAUCAGCAUGGCCUUCGGCAAGGCAGUGGCGGCAGUUGCGGGUGCUGCAGUGUUCCAGGCCUUCACGGGCUUGUCCUUCCUGACGGCCUCGCGCGCAGCGUGGGGCUGGCAGCUGACGGUGCCGGGCAACGCUGACUUCAGCUGCGCCGAGGGCAGCACCAUCGGCUGCGCUUCGUUCACUGGAUGUGAGGCAUCCAACUUCACCUGCACAGUGGUGCCUGCCGAGGGCAAGUCCUGUGAUGUGUCCAGCAUCAGCGUGCAGUGCACGGACUUGGCGGACAACACCAGCAUGCCUUUCCAGCCCAACCUAGGACAGUGCAUCAACGUGCAGGCCUACGCGGAUUCGAACAACAAGACGAUGGACGAGGUCGCUUGGUCGCAGACGCCGAUGUGCAUGGACACCACCACCACCACAGGCUCUACCUCGUCUGCCACCGGCAUGCAGGUGCUGGGCUCCGUGACAGCCGUCGUGGCUGCAUUGUCCGCGUGA
Messenger RNA from Symbiodinium natans, 1995 nucleotides. The record is from the annotation of a GenBank genome assembly. Lineage: Eukaryota; Dinophyceae; Suessiales; Symbiodiniaceae.